Spinacia oleracea (spinach) is the source of this 1140-nucleotide messenger RNA. RefSeq lists its product as uncharacterized. The coding region runs from base 1 to 1140 and encodes 379 amino acids. The record is from RefSeq and is a predicted model, not a curated record. NCBI's taxonomy places the organism in Eukaryota, Viridiplantae, Streptophyta, Magnoliopsida, Caryophyllales, Amaranthaceae. The transcript has a single exon. Gene Ontology annotation, molecular function: nucleic acid binding; RNA-DNA hybrid ribonuclease activity.
AUGCCCGGAGAUGGAACACACAUUGUACCAACGCCAUUGGCUGGGAGUGACUCGGAUUUGCGUGUUAGUGCAUUGAUUAGUUAUGAGCAGGGCGACUGGGAUACUGAUGUUUUGGACGCUACUUUUAUGCCAGAAGAUCGAACAAAGGUGCUCACAAUCCUACUAUCCCGCUCUUUUCCUAGCGACAAUCGUUAUUGGUGGCCAAAUUCGAAUGACAAAUAUACGGUGAGGACUGGUUAUUGGCUAGGGAGGCUAGGAUGUCUGGAGGCGUGGAAUAUGUUUCAUGGGGAAACAGGUUCGAAGCUGGUAUGGGGGCUGAGUGGUCCACCGAAAUUGCACCAUUUCUUACGGAGAGCAUGUAAGGGAAGUUUGGGGACCAUGGAGGUACUGCACAGGAGACAUGUCCGACCUUCACCACAAUGUGGGGUCUGCGAGCAACAUGAGGAAACCAUCAACCACUCUUUGUUCGAGUGUAAACAUGCGUCGCUAAUUUGGACUCAUAGCGAGUUCGCGGCACUAUUGGAAGAAGCACCUACUGAGUCUUUUGCCACAAGGUUUCGAUGGUUUGCAGAUCAGUUAACAAGGGAUAGGAUGCAAACCUUUGCGUUCCUUGUGUGGGCGGCUUGGCUCUGUCGAAAUAAAGCUUGCUUCGAGCCGACGACGAGUCUGGACGCGAUUAGUGUAGCUGCGGGUUUCGUAAAACUCAAUGACGAUUAUUGCAGCUAUAAUGUGAAGGUAAUUAAGAAUGCCCCUGGAGUCUUGCCUUUCUGCUCGGAAGCUAGUUGGUAUCCCCCACCAAAUGAUACAGUGAAGGUGAACGUCGAUGCGCAUAUAAUGAAAGAUAUAGGGGUGAGCUUCGGAGUGGCUAUCCGUGAUGGGGCCGGAAGCCUUAUACUGGAAGCAGUGAAGAGAAUGAAUGCACAGUGGCAGCCGGAGAUGGGGGAAGCUGGUGCGGUCAGGUACGGGCUAGAGGUGGCACGGAGAUUUGGCUUCGAAAAGGUGGUUCUUGAGUGCGACGCAACCAGUGUGGUCCGAACUCUACACAGCAAAGAAGAAGGUGAUGCGCCAAUAUUUUUUAUCUUUGACGAUAUUAGAAGGUUAAGUUAUGCUUUUAGCUCUUUUAUGUGUAACUCAUGUUAG